AUGUAUCUUCAGUUUUUGUUCGCGCUGUUUUUGUCGCGCUACCAAAUCGUGGCCACCGAAAACUUUGACCGCGCUUUCGAGCUGGCUCUGUUUCUGGACAGGAUCGGCCGCGUGCAUCGCUUGCAUGCCAUCACUAUAGUGAACAGCCUGGGAUCUGUUGAUCCCAGCUAUCUGGACGAUCUGCAUCGCGGCCUGAUGUGCAACAGCAGCAAUCACUUCUACAUGCUGCCGCAGAUGACGGCCACGGACAAGGAUUCCUCGCACGUCCACUUCAGCAGCCUGCAGGAUGAGGAGACCAUAUAUUUGGUCUUCGCCAGGGAUUCCAAGGAUGCGGUGAUUUACUUGCAGGCCGAAAGAGCCAGAGGAAGGCGUUACACGAGGACUAUGUUCCUGCUAAGAAAGCAGGAGUCGCAAAAGGACAUUAAAUACUUCUUUGAACUCCUGUGGAAACUGCAGUUCCGGAGCGCUUUGGUAGUGGUGGCCGCCAGAAACUUCUACCAAAUGGAUCCAUAUCCCACUGUUAGGGUGAUACGCAUGCGAAGAUUAUCCUCCUAUGAUCCGCAUCAUGUUUUUCCGCCUGCAAAUCGAAAAAAUUUCAGAGGCUACAGGAUGCGAUUGCCCGUACAGCAGGAUGUGCCCAAUACUUUUUGGUACAAGAAUCGCAGGACGAAGGCCUGGGAACUGGCCGGAUUGGGCGGGAUCUUGAUCAAUCAACUGAUGAUGCACCUGAACGUGACCAUGGAUUUGUUUAGAUUUGAAGUAAAUGGCUCUUCAUUGCUGAAUAUGGCUGCGCUCACGGAUCUGAUUGUAAAGGGCAAGGUGGAGCUGAGUCCGCACUUGUACGACACACUGCAAUCAAACACCAGUGUGGACUACUCAUAUCCCACGCAGGUGGCACCGCGCUGCUUCAUGAUCCCAUUGGACAAUGAAAUUUCGAGGAGCCUCUAUGUGUUCCUGCCAUUUAGUUUAACCAUGUGGCUGUGCUUGCUGUUUGUUCUGCUCGUAGUGCACUUCGUGUAUGUGCGCCGCCUGAUUCCAGACGGACAUUUUUGGGCCAUACUAGGAGUGCCUGGUGCUGGUCAAGUCAGAUAUGGCAACCGCAAGCCGGUCAGGCGCUUUAGUACCUUUCUGAUCCUCUUCGGAAUAUUCAUUCUUGGGCAAACGUACAGCACCAAACUAACUUCAUCUCUGACCGUGACUCUGAUCCGAAGACCAGACAACAGCUUGGAGGAGCUAUUCCUGCUGCCGUAUCGCAUUCUAGUGCUGCCCACGGAUGUGUACGCCAUCGUUGAUUCCCUGGGUCAUGCCGAGCAGUUUAGCACAAAGUUUAGCUGCACGGAUGCCGAGAACUUCAGCCAGAAGAGAAUCUCCAUGCAUCCGGAGUAUAUUUACCCCAUCAGUACAAUUCGUUGGCGUUUCUUCGAUAUGCAGCAGCGCUUUCUGAGAAAGAAACGCUUCUAUUUCUCCAAGAUUUGCCACGGCUCCUUUCCCUAUCAGUACCAGCUCAGGGUAGACUCACAUCUCAAGGAUGCCCUCCAUCGAUUCCUGCUGCAUGUGCAGCAAGCCGGGCUGCAUGAUCUUUGGCUGGAUACGUGCUAUCGCAAGGCCCAUCGCAUGGGCUAUCUCAAGGAUUUCUCCACACUGGCGGAGCUGGAGGAGAAACUGAGGCUCCGCCCACUGGCGCUCAAUCUGCUGGUGCCCGCGUUCAGUCUGUUUCUGUGCGGAAUGUUGGGCAGCGGAAUCGCCUUCCUGGUGGAGAUCCGUCACAGCUUCGGGUGCAGACAAAAGCCACCGUCCAUUAACCGCAACCCCGGGGAUUAA
This is a messenger RNA of Drosophila melanogaster (fruit fly), 1821 nucleotides long. It is a transcript of the gene Ir62a, whose product is annotated as ionotropic receptor 62a. Gene Ontology annotation, biological process: monoatomic ion transmembrane transport; detection of chemical stimulus involved in sensory perception. The record is from RefSeq and is marked reviewed. The coding region runs from base 1 to 1821 and encodes 606 amino acids. The transcript has a single exon. Gene Ontology annotation, cellular component: plasma membrane. NCBI's taxonomy places the organism in Eukaryota, Metazoa, Arthropoda, Insecta, Diptera, Drosophilidae.